Anopheles merus is the source of this 4353-nucleotide messenger RNA. Its product is annotated as flocculation protein FLO11-like. The record is from RefSeq and is a predicted model, not a curated record. NCBI's taxonomy places the organism in Eukaryota, Metazoa, Arthropoda, Insecta, Diptera, Culicidae. The coding region runs from base 701 to 3706 and encodes 1001 amino acids. The transcript has 8 exons.
CAUCGCCCACCAUUAUGGCAUGUCGGUUUGUUUCAAUUUCGUGCUAAACUUCUGUCCAGCGUUCGAAUCUGCCCUGUUCGUACUGAAUUUCGUGCAAUUUCCCGUCUGUUCGUGUACCGUGUUGUAGCGUGUUAAUCGCAGUGAAGCAGUGAGCGUGUGUUUGGUGCAGAAAGCUGCAGCGAAAGAUUUUGUGUCGUCCCUUUGUGAACAAUUAAAUCGAGUGUGCCAAGUGCUCGUUUUGCAAGUGCGCUUUUCUUUACAAAAAUACACACAGUGCGUGCGAGUGUUUCGUAUUUGCGUAUUUGUUAGCAUCCAGAAGGUAGCGCACAAUCGAAAGUGUGCGUGCGUGUGUGCGUGUGAUUUGGAGAAGUGCAUGUGAAGAAAGUGUGUGGCGUGUGUGAUCAUCCCCGUCUGCUGCAUCAACAAUCGUAGUGAAGAAGUGUUGUUGCUUCGUCGUGACACAAACGCACGCCGGGAGAGAGGGUGAUUCAGAAAGCAAACACAUUUACUCGCGAAAAAAGGAAGGUGUGAAGUUGGCAAAUCGUUCGCCGCCAAGCCCCCGCUCCUGCACCAAGUAGUGGAAGUGUUGUGUAGUCGUUUCGCACACCUUCCUCUGGGACACGUCGCGAAGAGUGCAAGGCUCCGGAAAGUGUGGCCGUAAUAUUUUAAAAACAAACCGCUCCAUCAAACAAAAUAAAAAAUGGGAUUGGCCCAAAGUAAGCGUUCCGUUAACAUAACCACAGACCCGGCCAAGGAGGGAGUGGUCGCUGAGGGCACUGGAAAGCUGGAAAAGAUUGGCGAGGUCGAUCAGCUGAAAGCACAGGCCAACGGUGACGCUCAACACAACGAUGGCGAUAAUGAAACGAAAGUGGAAACCGAUGCGGCCGAAAAUGAAAAGGACUCCACGACAGAAAAGACCACCAAAGAGGGUGGCGACGGUGGUGGCGGUGACACCAGUGUGGCCGCCGCAUCCCCAACCUCGGAAGGUGCUGAAUCGGACGCGAACAACAAAACGCUCGAAAAUGGCAGCAACGACGAGUCGCUAAACGAUAGCAAAGCGGCGGCGGCAGAUGAGGCCACCAAGAAGGCAAAGAAACCGAAAAAGAAGUGGUCCUUCCGCAGCCUGUCGUUCAGCAAAAAGGACAAACAGAAACCGGCCAAAAAGGAGAAGGACGAGGAACGGGUGAACGGUGAAUGCGAGAAAGUUCCCGAAGAGCCCACUGAGGAUGCCGUUGCCGGUACUACUACUGCUGCUGUUGCUGCCGUCGCUCAGGAAGCCGCUUCCAGCACGGCCGAAGCCGGCGCGAGCGAACCGAAAGCAGAAGCCGCUGCUGUGACUGCUGCUGCCUCCGAAGUUUCGACGACCACCGCUGUAGCUGCUCCCGCCGCCGUUGAAGCCGCUGCCGACGUUGCUGCUGCUACUGCUGCUGCACCGGCUGCUGAUGUAACGACCACUACGACCACCACCACUACCACUAGCGCUCCCGCCGUCGACAGCACCAAAGUAGAGGAACCGGCGAUUGAGGCAGUGUCCGUCGCGGCCCAAGAAUCGGCUGCCCCGGUCGCCCCGGCCGAGCCCAAGACGGUGGAGAACGGCGAUGGUCCGAAAGAGGUUGCACCAGUAGUGGCGGAAGAGCCGGCCGUCGUCCCACCGCCGGCAGUACAGGAAGACAAGCCGGAGCCGGAAACGACCACUGCUGCUGCUGCUGCCCCGGCUGACGAGCAAGUAGUUGAGCCGGCAGUUGUUGAGGUAAACAGUUCUACUCCUACUACUACCACUACUACUACUAGUACCACUACCACUACCAGUAGUUCUGCCGUUGAGGUCGAAACCGCCAAGCCCGAGCAGUCGGCAGUAGAGAGCGAAGUUGUUGCUGCUGCUGCUGCUACUACUACUUCUACUACCCCUUCCGAUACUACCACACUCGAAAAUAGUACUACCGGUGUCCCCCCCACCGCCACCAUCGCCGCCGACAGUGUCGCCGCUAGCGAGUCGGACAAGCUUGUUGAUGGUGGUGAGAGUACGCCCCCACCCCCACUACCCUCCAUUCCUCCACCCUCUCAGGUGAUGGUGUUCGUUGAGGCUUCUCUGUCGCAGGUUGCGAAUGAGCCGUCGUCGGUGGAGGAGAGUGCAGCGUCGUUGGUUUCGGUUCCGUCCGAGAAUUCGUCCGCGGAGUUGGCAGCUGCCGCUCCGACGGAUUGCCCCCUUCCCUCUCCCGUUGUUCCCCCCGUCGAAGGUUCGAACGUUGAAGUGGUGGGGGAUGUCAGUCCACUCGCUCCGUCGGCCGCCGUAGCUCCGGUGGAGGAAGCUCCGGUUGCUGCUCCCGCCGAAGAGCAAACAACUGAGCAGCAGACGCCCGAAGUGGUGGCUGAGGAGCCGCCGGUCGUUGCGGAAAAGAAGGUCGUCGCCGAUAUGAUGGCAGCUGCGCCAGCCGUGCCGGAGGAGGAGCAACCCUCGGUAACGGACGAGAUGAAGGAAACGGUUUCCAAGGCCGUGGGUGAAAUUCUCGAGCAAGCGGUUGAUAAGAUCGAAAGUGGCGACGUGCCGCUAGCUGUUGCCGCUGCUGUCGCUCCUGCUGCUGCUGCUCCUGCCGUAGAGGAGGAAACCACCGUCCCGCUGUCGGUGGAAGCAGUUGCUACAGCACCGCUACCGGCGGACCUGGAGGCAGUGGAUGAGAUCAGUAACAACAUUGACGAUCUGCCACCGCCACCACCACCACCAGCCGUCGAUGACGAGGAAACGGUGCCGGAUUCCCUGCCCUCGCCGCUGCCCACGAUUGCUGCCGCUGUCCCUGCCGAGCUGCUGGACGGUGGAGCGGACGACCUGAAGCAGCAGGAUACCAGCGUCCUCUCGGUCGACAUCUCGUCCCCGCUGCCGCAAAACAGUCUCGAAUCGCUUCCGUCGCCACCGACCCUGUCCCAGAGCGAUGUUAGCCUGCCUCCGCCGCCAGAGUCUCCGACUGUCGGCGGCAUGCCCGAGCAGCAGCAGGCGGCUGGCGUCCUGCCCGAGCCGGAAGUUGAAUCUGCCACCGCUGCCGCCGCCGCCCUUCCGUCGCCGCCUCCGCUAUCUGCACCAUCAUCUGCGGGUGACGAUCCUAUCAGCUCUUCCAUCAUCCCACCACCAACAUCAUCAUCCUCCCUUCCAGCAGCAGCAGAAGUAGAAGUAGCGAAGCAAGAAGUAGAAGAAGAAGCACUAACUCAGCAGCAGUCGGCGGUGGAAGCGACGCCAGAAGUCGCUCGCGAUGAAAGUGAAUCCGCCAAGAAUGAUGCUAGCAGCAGUAGCGCGGAGAAGAAGGAGGAGGAGGCAGCAAGUGCCGGCGAAGAGAAGGCGCAGCAGGACAGCAGCAGCGCAGCAGCAACGGUGGUGGCAGCAUCGGCGAAACCGGUGGCGGAGGAGACAGAAACCGAUGUGGCGGCCCCGGCGGUGGCCGUACCAGCGGAAGUAGAGGAAACUGUCGCGCAAAAGCAGCAGAACGGUACGGCUGACCAUGGAACCAGCAAUGGUACGACCGAAAAUGGCAAAGCUGAAAACGGCACUACCGAGAACGGCACGGUCGAAAAUGGCCAGAACGGUGUCCACGAAACGUCCGCCACAGAAAGUCUGAACGGAGAGGCUGAGCACAAAAAGGAGGAGAAAAUUCCAGAAAAGGCCGCUCAGCUUCAGCAACCGCCACCACCAGCAGCUCCGGAAGUAACGGCCGAGUAAAAUGCAAGUUUUGGCUGAACGCAAAUGACAGCAUCUAUUGAUUAUUAAUUAAUUAUAAUUCUUAUUAUUAAUAAUAAUAAUUAUAAAAAAAAACACACACACAACACAACACAAAAAAAGGAAUCAUACAACACAAACGAUUAUGGAAAAACAAAUAAAAAGGGAAUAAUGAGUUACAACUUCGAGGAAGAGGAAGGGAGGAAGCGCAUGUACGAACGAAAAAGAAGGUGUUGUCUGGAGCGAGUGAAUUGAAAUGGUGUUACGACAAGGAGCAACGAAAUGUGAGAACGAUUUACACACACACACAAAAAAACGGCUGGAUAAUAUUGUUCGUACGAUAACGAAAAACAACAGAAUCAAACUACUGCAACAUGAAGGUUUUAAUUCCUCUCGUCUCUUCAGCAUCAGCACACACGUAUAAACCACCAAUAAGAAACAUUUGAAUUUAGUCUUAACCGUAAAUGGUCUUUUAUAAAACAUUUGAUUAAAGUACGUAAAGAGAGAAGAGCCAAGAGGUAUCAAAAACAGCUCCCACAAAAAAAAAAAAAGUUGGCUCACACGAAACGGAUGGUUUAUAUAGUUAUGUUGUUAAUAGCAAUGUGUAAAGCAGGAAGAAAACAAAAUGAAAAAUCUCUCGUCUGUAUCGG